UCGGGGCAGGGCUUGGGAUCGGCUCAAGACAAGGUCAAGAACUGUCCCAGCAGGGGUCAGGCCCGGGUCAGAGCGGGGUCAGGCCCAGGUCAGGGCCAACUCCCCCACAGGUUCUGGCAUCUGGGAUGGGCACUAGGGUGGUGAGGGUCCCCUGUGGGCUCAGUACUCUACUCUGGCCCCUGCUGUUACUGCUGCCCCUGAGCUCCAAGGCUGGCCCUGUCCCAAAGCCUGGUGUUCCCAGCCCCUCAAAGGUUCCUGGAGUAGUACCAGGGAGACCAGGGCCGCAGAAAGGAUGGGAACUGACCGCCAGCAGGCACCAGGAUUCUGUGAGUGGAGCAGAAGUGUGUGGGAAGCUGAAGGUGGUUGGAAAGGUGUUUGGUGGCCAGGAUUCAUUGGCUGGCAAGUGGCCAUGGCAGGCCAGCCUGCUGUACCGUGGCUUGCAUCUGUGUGGAGCUGUCCUCAUUGAAUCCCACUGGUUGGUUUCUACAGCCCACUGCUUUCAAAACAAAUCCCAGGACCCAGGGAACUAUCAGGUUCUUUUGGGGAAUACUCAGCUGUACCAGAAAACACAGCAUACUCAGAAGAUGUCUGUGAACCGUAUCAUCAAACACCCAGACUUUGAGAAGUUUCAUUCCUUUGGGAGUGACAUUGCAAUGCUGCAGCUGCGUCUGCCCGUGAACUUCACAUCCUACGUUGUACCUGCCUGCCUCCCAUCUAAAGACACACAGCUCCCCAACCACACAUCUUGUUGGAUAACUGGAUGGGGAAUGCUUUCUGAAAACACAAUACUGUUACCACCCUUCUCGCUGCAGGAGGGAGAAGUGGGCAUCAUUGAGAAUGAGUUCUGUAAUGCCUUAUAUGGGGGAAGACCAGGCCAAAGCAGGGACUAUGUGCAUGAGGAAAUGCUAUGUGCCGGGGGCCUCUCCACAGGAAAGUCCAUCUGCAGGGGUGAUUCUGGGGGCCCCCUCAUCUGUUACCAAACCAGUGCAUGGGUCCUGGUAGGACUGGCCAGCUGGGGCCUGGACUGCCGGCAUCCCAUUUACCCCAGCGUCUUCACCAGGGUCACAUACUUCAGUGACUGGAUCAGUCAAGUCAAGGGACUUACUCCACUUCCAGAAUCUGGAUCUGUGUCUCCUCACACAGAACUCCAACCCAGGCCUCUGAGAGCUGCUGGCUCUCCACAGUCCUGCAACAUCCUCAUAACUGUACAAAUCUGGUUCCUGCUACUAUUUAUCCCUGAGGUUCAAGACCAGGCCACAGGGUGAGCACCAGGCCUUUAGGCAUUCUUAGCUCAGACUUCUCUAAGCUAUAGCCUCCAUUCUUUAGGUUACCAUCUGUACCUUUUCCUCAGCAUACCUACCUAUUCACUGCCACAACCCAAACAAAUAUAGGAAAGCCACGUAAUAAAGCUUCACCUUCCUUUAACUCUGAUUGCACUACCUUUGUAGAUUUUCUAUAUUCCUCAGGGAGGAGAUGAAUCAUCAAAAGGAAACUCUCCUUGAGGAAAAGGCAAGGAAAUGGGGUAUCCCUAAUUGGGUAGGGAAAUGGGGGCAUGCCCACUAAAAGGAUAUUGUGGAGUAAGGAUGCAUCCUGGGAAGAGAAUGACAUCUCUCUGGCCUUGUAGAUUGUCCCUGCCUUGGGGGAUGUCAAAUACUUCAGGGGAAGUAGAACUUUACAUUGGCCUUCAAAUACAAGGGAGCAAAGGCCUCUUCCUGGAGAUAGGGCAGCAGCACUCCUGAGACUUUAAAGAGGAAGAACCAAUGCACACAGAACUGGAGAGACUUGUUUGAAGUGAUUUUGUGGGGUUGGGGUGUUAGGAUCAGGUUAAAGGCAUACACAUGUGGCUUGUGAAUAGAAGCAUCAAUAGAUUUGGUGGUCUAGAGCAUUAGUCAAAAGCAGACAGAAGCUGCUCUAGUGAGUGAUUGAAAACCAAACAUUAAACCAACAGUGCUCAAAUCUACUCCUAGGUUAAUACUCAACAUCGCCCUCACCUACUCCUUGAGUCUCCACUAUUCCCAUGAAUUUAGUGCCUGAUGUCUGAAGCCCAGGCCACACCUGUCUGUCCACACUUCAAUGGUCAGAACUUGAUAUAACCUUGUCAGUUUACUUGACCCAGGACUCGGUAAUCUAGGACAAUUUAAAACAGCAAAAAAAUGGUGUUCCGAGCCCAUUCUGUGCCAGGCAUAGAGUAUUUAUGUGGUCAGCAGGAGUUCAGAGGCCUUACAAUGUUACCCACCCCAGCAUUUAGAACCCUCUAUAAAGAGAAGAACUCCCACUUACCCUAGGUCUACAGGAACCAGACAACACUCAUGAGAUUCAAAACAAAUCUUUUCUAACCACGGUGUUAUCUGAACUUUCUGGAUUCUCACUGCUAAUACAGAUGGCCUU
Molecule: messenger RNA, 2388 nt
Organism: Mesocricetus auratus (golden hamster)
Lineage: Eukaryota; Metazoa; Chordata; Mammalia; Rodentia; Cricetidae
Product: putative serine protease 47
Exons: 5
Coding region: 126-1265 (379 amino acids)
Biological process (GO): proteolysis
Molecular function (GO): serine-type endopeptidase activity
Source: RefSeq, a predicted model, not a curated record